Molecule: messenger RNA, 1996 nt
Organism: Pteronotus mesoamericanus
Lineage: Eukaryota; Metazoa; Chordata; Mammalia; Chiroptera; Mormoopidae
Gene: DDC
Product: dopa decarboxylase
Exons: 15
Coding region: 149-1591 (480 amino acids)
Biological process (GO): catecholamine metabolic process; serotonin biosynthetic process; amino acid metabolic process
Cellular component (GO): cytoplasm
Molecular function (GO): aromatic-L-amino-acid decarboxylase activity; pyridoxal phosphate binding
Source: RefSeq, a predicted model, not a curated record
GGAGAGGAGGGAGGGAGGACACAGCCAGCCAGCCAGCCCGGGCUGUCCGUGAGUGCCGCUGUUUACCCCUGCAGCCUGGGGACCUGACUGGGGGAUCCAGCGCCCAGGUUCUGCCCCCAGUUCCCUGCUCUGCGGAAGUCCCACUGCCAUGGAGUCCAGCGAGUUCAGGAGGAGAGGGCGAGAGAUGGUGGACUACAUAGCUGACUACCUAGAAGGCCUCGAGGGGCGCCGAGUCUACCCCAACGUGGAGCCCGGCUACCUGCGCCCCCUGCUCCCCAGCUGCGCCCCCCAGGAGCCAGACACAUUCGAGGAGAUCAUGAAGGAUGUGGAGAGGGUCAUCAUGCCUGGGGUGACCCACUGGCACAGCCCCCACUUCUUUGCCUACUUCCCCACGGCCAACUCCUUCCCGUCCUUACUUGCCGACAUGCUGAGCGGGGCCAUCGGUUGCAUCGGCUUCUCCUGGGCCGCGAGCCCGGCGUGCACGGAGCUGGAGACGGUGAUGCUGGACUGGCUCGGGAAGAUGCUGCAGCUGCCAGCAGCCUUCCUGGCUGAGGACAACAGCGAAGGGGGCGGUGUGAUCCAGGGAAGCGCCAGUGAGGCCACGCUGAUGGCCCUGCUGGCCGCUCGGAGCAGAGCGAUCCGCCGCCUGCAGGCUGCCCACCCCGAGCUGACCGAUGCCGCCAUCAUGGAGAAGCUGGUGGCCUACUUCUCGGACCAGGCCCACAGCUCCGUGGAAAGAGCCACGUUAAUCGGGGGAGUGAAGUUCAAAGCCAUCCCUUCGGACGACAAGUUCUCCAUGCGUGGCUCCGCCCUGCAGGAGGCGCUGAGGAAGGACAAGGCGGCUGGUCUGAUCCCUUUCUUUGUGGUGGCGACCCUGGGGACCACGUCCUGCUGCUCCUUCGACAACCUCUUGGAACUGGGGCCCCUCUGUAACAAAGAAGACGUGUGGCUGCACAUCGACGCCGCCUACGCGGGCAGCGCCUUCAUCUGCCCCGAGUUCCGGCACCUUCUCAACGGCGUGGAGUUUGCAGAUUCCUUUAAUUUCAACCCCCACAAGUGGCUCUUGGUGAAUUUUGACUGCUCUGCCAUGUGGGUGAGACGAAGAGUGGACCUGAUAGGCACCUUCAAGCUGGACCCGGUGUACCUGACACACAGCCACCAGGACUCAGGGCUGAUCACCGACUACAGGCACUGGCAGCUGCCGCUGGGCCGCAGGUUCCGCUCCUUGAAGAUGUGGUUCGUCUUCCGGAUGUACGGAGUCACGGGGCUGCAGGCCUACAUCCGCAAGCACGUGCGGCUGGCGCGGGAGUUCGAGUCUUGGGUGAACCAGGAUCCGCGCUUUGAAGUCUGUGCGGAGGUCACGCUGGGGCUCGUCUGCUUCCGGCUGAAGGGUUCCAACAAGCUGAACGAAGUUCUCCUGGACAGAAUAAACAGCACCGGGAAGAUCCACCUGGUGCCCUGCCUCCUGAGGGACAAGUUUGUGCUGCGUUUUGCCAUCUGCUCCCGCACGGUGGAGUCUGCGCACGUGCGGUUCGCCUGGGGGCACAUCCAGGCGCUGGCGACCUCGCUGCUGGAGACCUGGCGCGAAUAGGGUCAGCGCGGCAGAGAUCCAAAGGUGAAAAGAAGUGUCUCUCGAAAAUGGAAUAAGAGAAUAAACGCCAUCCCAGCUCCGCUGAGAAGCCUCUGCGCAGCUUCUCACGACCUUCUCCAAAGCUACCUAGAAGCUUCUGACUGUGUCUCUCGUCUCUCAUCAAUGAAGAAAUUUGACCUGCUAUAUGAAGAGUUAAUUCCAGUGUAUAUUGGCUUUAUUCAUUAUUUGGCUGUGCUUUUUGUUGGUUAAGAAAAUCAGUGCUUCGCGUUCCUGAUACCGUCAUUGGUGGGAAAGGCUAUGGAAUGUUCCCCAGGGCAGUCUACGGGGAUGGGACAGGAGAAUACACCUGUGGCCUUUCACUUGCUCUGUCCUGUGGCUCAGUGCUUAAUAAACCAUCUGAAGUGC